UUGUUACCUAAACCAAUGCAGCCAAACGUUAUUCCACAGCAGAUGAGCCAAUCAGCUACAAAGAAGAAAAGAGCUCGCCAUGCCAAGAGACCUGGAUAUGCCAGACAGCCUGACAGUAAAGGGGAACCUAGUGAGCCAAGUGACAUUACUGCUGAGGCAACAGUUGGUGAAACUAAGCAGGAAUCCAAGGUGGAAGAAGAUCAAACAGGAGCCGCAAGAGUCACAAAACCUGAUGAAGUGAGUAGUGAGCCUUCCACGCCCUUGUACUCCAUUGGAACUCCAUCAUCCUCAGAUGAAAAUUUGUUUAAAGAGAUGAAGGUCAAUAUCACUGAAGAAAACAUUAUAGAAACGCUUAGCAGAGGAUCCUUAAAAGACUUGGAUUUGAGUAAAUCAACUCCACCCCAGGGUGACAAAAUUAUUGAACAAAUCUCAAUUGAUGCUUCAAGUGAACACUCGGAAACUGCAUCUAAAUCUUCUUGCAUGGAGAUACAGGACAAAACCUUGGAGGUGCCAAAUGACAGAAAGAGUUUAGAAAGAGAUGAAAGUAUUUUUGAAAGUGAGAAAUAUUGGGAUUUAAAUGAGGAUCUUUCUGAAGCAUUAGACAUUAGGAUCAAUGAUGGCUUUGCUGGGGAAACCUGUCUAAACAGUGCUGUGGAAAGUGAAAUACUAUCUUUACAUUUUACCCCUGGAUCAAAUGAACAACUUGAACAAAGUGUGGAGGUAGACCUUGUGCAAGAAAGACUCACUUCAGAUCAGGAAAAGGGUAACCCCAAGGAACCUCUGAAGAAGCUAAACAAUGUGCUGAUGCAUUUGAAACUUCAAAUCACAAGUCUAAGUAAAGACAAAAGGUGUUUAACUAGCCUUGAAGAGGAGUUGUUGAAGGUAUACACAGAGUCUUGCAAUGUGAAGAAUGAAAAAGAACAAGAGUUCAAAAGACUUCAGGUGGAAGAAACCCAGGCCCUAGCCAGUGACAAUUAUGACCUGGCAGAAGAGAUCAGUGACAGAAUGGAACAACUCAAACAAGAUUUGCAAUCUGUUAAGUAUAGGCUCCCUGGUCAAGAUGAUAAGGUUAAAAAAGCAUUGAAACUGAGAGCUGAAAUAUCACACAGAGAAGUUGAGAUUUACCGUCAAAAUCAAACAGCACUGGAAGAAUUGAAAGAAGAACAAAAACAGUGUUUGGUCAGGCAUACAGAUACACAGGCUACCUGGAGCGCCAAGGAAAAACAGCAUCUUAACUCUGAGCGGCAGAGAUUGGAAAGAACAAUGGACCAUCUGAGGCUUGACAAGGAGCAUAUGGAGGCAGAGGGUGUGGAAUUAAGUAGAGAAAUUCUGCUUAAAACUGAGGAGUUCCAAAAAAGAAAGGAAGAGUUGCUUUUAGAGAGAGGAGAUUUGCAGGCAGAAAUUUCAUCGCUAGAGGCUAAGCUGGCCAAGUUAAGAGCAAAAGAAUCAGAGCUAACAGCUUUCAUUAAAGAGCACGAUGAUGAAAUAGAAUCUGUCAAGUUGGAAUUCAGCCCACAGCAACAAGCCCUUGAUAAACAGCAACGAGAAAUAGAGAGAAGAGAGAACUCACUUCAGGAAGAAUUUAGGCUGUUGUCAUCUAGUCAAGAACUAUUUGAUGCCAAAGCAGAGGAGAGUCAGAGAAAAGAGCAAGGUUUGUCUGAUGGUAUAACUGCAGCUUCAGAGGAGCUGGAAAAAUACGAAAAGCUAAUCAAACAGCUAGAAAGGCAGCAGGAGUCUGCUCAAGAAUUUCUAAAUAUGAAGCAUUUUACUUUUCAAAUGGAUCCUAAAGUAACAAGUCUUCAAGUCAAACACAAGGAAGUGGCCCAGGAAAUAAAAAAUAUCACAAACAAGAUCCAGGUGGGACAAAGAGGCGUGGCUACCCUUAGAAAGACCGUAAAUGAAAUCGAGUCCCAGAUCUCUGAUCUGGACGCAGCUAAAGAAAUAGCGAAGAAAGACAGAAAUUUUAAGGAGGCUAAACGGCUGAAAGAAGAAAGAGAAACUUUGACACAAGAGGGAGUUGAAAGCCAAGAAAAAUUAGAAUCUUUGCUGAAGGGACUUGCAGAAGAUGGGAAGUUGUUGGAGGAGGCGCAACAACAGAACGUGGACUUGGAGAAAGAGAUCAAUGAUAAAGAGCGUCUUGCGGCUGUGGUUACUGUAGAGGAAGCAUCCGUUAUGAUUCAAGUCCUCCAUGAACAAAUGAAGAGAGUCGGUGAGGACAGUCUGAUCAAGGCUUUGCUUGAGACCGAAGCUAUCACAUGUAAAAACUUGAUAUCAGAGUUGUGUGAAAAGCACGGCAUUCCGAUACCUGAGGUGAAUGACUCAGACGAUAGAGAUCAACGGGAGAUCAUCAUAGUGGAGGAAUCCGUUUCUGAGCCCACGAAGUCCUCAGAAGGAGGACAGCGUCAAAAACAAGAUUACGACAAUUUGGUGGAAAAAUUGAGUGAGCUAGAGGGAAUACUGGAAGCUGUGGUAGAAAUUGAGGAUUUUGACGAGGCUGAUAUCCUUUUAUGACCAAACUAAUUUUACUUAUUCAAUAACUUAAUAGCUGUGCUACGCAUCAUAACCUGAGGCUUAACUUGUCAGCCAGCACGGAGAAAAAUGAAACUCGUGUAACACGCGGUAAAACUUGACAACCACUUUUAAGAUCGUUACAUGUAGUAUGUCGUGUGAAGUAUAAAAA
Molecule: messenger RNA, 2680 nt
Organism: Stylophora pistillata
Lineage: Eukaryota; Metazoa; Cnidaria; Anthozoa; Scleractinia; Pocilloporidae
Biological process (GO): cilium assembly
Cellular component (GO): intermediate filament cytoskeleton; microtubule; microtubule organizing center
Source: RefSeq, a predicted model, not a curated record